Molecule: messenger RNA, 1455 nt
Organism: Drosophila ficusphila
Lineage: Eukaryota; Metazoa; Arthropoda; Insecta; Diptera; Drosophilidae
Product: zinc finger protein 25
Exons: 3
Coding region: 65-1270 (401 amino acids)
Biological process (GO): regulation of transcription by RNA polymerase II
Cellular component (GO): nucleus
Molecular function (GO): DNA-binding transcription factor activity; zinc ion binding; RNA polymerase II cis-regulatory region sequence-specific DNA binding
Source: RefSeq, a predicted model, not a curated record
GGCAGCUGUGUUUAGUUUUUCUUCGACUUAAGUAUUUUGAGCGGGGACUUUUAAUUGAAAACAGAUGGAUACACAAAUGCUGGAGGAAGGCAAAACCCUAACUUUCACUAUAAAAAAGCGGGUUGCAGAAGCUCCCUCAGAACUGAUGCCCCAAGAAGUCGCACUUCCGGGCGCAUCAAGUUUUUUGGAACUGAACAAUUGCUGUCGUUUGUGUCUGGAGGAGCCGCAUCCUAACCAAAUGUUGGACAUGAACAGCAUUUAUGACCAGGACGCGGACUUGAGCUACUACGACUGCUACGAGAUCUGCACUAAGCAAGAUCUACGCCUCAGUCCGAGCAAUGAACCCAGAACUUUGUGCAAACGAUGUGCCGUCGAGUUACAAUGGGCAUACGAUUUCCACAAGAAAGUGGCUAUUGCCAAUCAGCAGUUGAAGGAGAUAUUUGAAGUCGACGAACCCUCAGGAGAUCUGGACGGCAAAGCACACCAAGAGGAGGACGAGGAGGAUAUGAAUGAGGAAUUUCUACUUGAGGAAUUUGAGGAAAAGCAGGAUGACUACGAAGAGGAGGAAACCCCUAAUAACUUUAACAACUUAGAGGACAUUCUGCCGCGGCAUCGUCACUUGGGAAAAUUCAGCUGCGAGUUCUGCCAUAAGGUUUUUAAGAACCAUUCCCGUAUGGUCAAGCACCGGUCGAUUCACCUGACCAAUCGUCCCCACUUUCGGUGCAGCCAGUGCGAUAGAAUUUAUCUAACCAAACAUUCCCUCAAAAACCAUGUGGUCUCGAAGCACAGACAGUCCGGCGUCCACUGCGACACUUGCGGCAAGGUGUUUGCCAUCCCAAAAGCCUUGGAGAUUCAUAAACGCUAUCAUAACAGAGACUUUCCCUAUGCCUGUGAUCUUUGCGAUAGGCGUUUUGCACAGCGAUCGCAUUUGACUGUCCACCGGCAGGUGAAACAUAAUGGGUCCCGGUUCAUUUGUGAGUUCCCCGACUGCCAGAAGUCUUUUACUUCGUCUUCAUCUCUCAGAAAUCACGAGUGCACCCAUACGGCGAUGCCCUUUGAGUGUGCUCGCUGCCAUCAGAGUUUUCCAGCUCGUACAAAAUUGCGAGUGCACCUUGAACGGAAACAUGGCAUGCGAGUGGAGUUGGAGGAACUUGAAGAGAUGCGCAAGUUUUACGUUGCGCGCUCCAAAUUGGUUAUGACGAAGGUUUGCACAGAGCAGCAACAAACAGACAGCAGCCCGGAAAAGGAAACUAGAAGAAGUUCUAGUUAAAAGGAUUGAAGAUUUAAAGUAAUAAUUAUCAUUCCAUAACCAAAUCUGCGAAAUUGCCUUACAAAUAUCACAUUCAAUUUAUUUCACACGUUCCUUUGGUUAACUUACACGGAUAAGAUUAGGUUUUCACGUACAUAUAUAAAGAUAUUCGAUAUCAUAGACAAAAUAAAUGCUGCUAAAUCAGA